GACGGAAAUUGUAACGCUAGGGAUCGAAGAAUCACCAACUAACACAACACAAUGCUCCUAUAUUUUCGAAUCCACCAUUAAUGUAACGCUUCAAAUCCGUCAAAUCUCGCAAUCGCAGUCAUUUCGACCUCAAAGAUCGCACUUUUCUGUUGCCAAUGGCGAAAACUCGACCAGGCAAGCGAGACUUGGAAUCUUACACCAUCAGAGGCACCAAUAAAGUUGUAAGAGUUGGGGAUUCUGUGCUGAUGAGAUCCGCCGAGAAUGAGAAAAACCCGUAUGUGGCUCGUGUUGAGAGCAUUGAGGCUGAUGUCAAAGGAAAUGUGAAGGUUCGAGCUAGAUGGUAUUAUCGUCCUGAAGAAUCAAUCGGAGGAAGGAGACAGUUUCAUGGAAUAAAAGAAUUAUUUCUAUCAGAUCACUAUGAUGUUCAAAGUGCUCAUACGAUUGAAGAUAAAUGCAUUGUUCAUACGUUUAAGAAUUACACCAAGCUUGACGGUGUGGGACCUGAGGACUACUUUUGUCGGUUUGAGUACAAGGCUGCAACUGGAGGUUUCACGCCUGACCGUGUCGCGGUGUAUUGCAAAUGCGAGAUGCCCUAUAACCCUGAUGACUUGAUGGUACAAUGUGAAGCCUGCAAAGACUGGUAUCAUCCUGCUUGUUUAAAUAUGACUGUUGAACAGACAAAGCAACUAGAUAGCUUUACGUGUGACGAGUGCUCAUCCUUAGAUCGUAAGAGGCCUCCCAGUAGGACUUCUGCAUCUGGUCUGCCCAAUGGCAAGGUGAAUCUUAAGCAGGCGGAACACAAGCGCCAAAAGAAGUGAUUUAACUGGAACAAGGUUGUACCACGUUUUAUGGGAGUUGUACAGUGGAGAUAAUCUUGUGGUGUUGACAAUUAGUGAUGAGAAGUCAGUCAGUCGUAGUUUAGUCUGUAUUAAAUGUCUCGACUCCUUAACUGGUGAUUUGAGAUUUCUGUUGUUCCAAAUUCGGUGGUUCCUUUGUCAGGCUUUCUUGAUCAUAAUGUUUGCUGACCACACCGUGCCCUCGCUCA
This is a messenger RNA of Helianthus annuus (common sunflower), 1045 nucleotides long. RefSeq names its product chromatin remodeling protein EBS. Bases 156 to 818 code for a protein of 220 amino acids. The record is from RefSeq and is a predicted model, not a curated record. NCBI's taxonomy places the organism in Eukaryota, Viridiplantae, Streptophyta, Magnoliopsida, Asterales, Asteraceae. Gene Ontology annotation, molecular function: chromatin binding. The transcript is spliced from 5 exons.